This is a messenger RNA of Rotaria socialis, 1056 nucleotides long. The record is from the annotation of a GenBank genome assembly. Lineage: Eukaryota; Metazoa; Rotifera; Eurotatoria; Philodinida; Philodinidae.
AUGGCACGAGCUUUUUGUCCAAAGUCCGCAGUAAUUGCUCUAAUGCUUUACAUUGUUCUUGCGGGGCUGAUUGGCAUCACUAUAUGCGGCAUGAAAUGGAAUGGUGAAUCAAUCCAUGUCAACCUGGACAUAUACAAACAGGAAUCGAAGAAAGAACUGUUGAAUGAGAACUGCAAAACAACAAAACCAACUCUGAUUUUCACGUGUCUUGGUGAAAAGGCUUUCACAAGUUACCAACUGUACAUAUGGGAAGCAAUGGAACAAGCUCGAUUGACUAAUCCAAACAUUCGAAUGACUGUUAUUUUAAAUCGAGCUGCAUAUACUACUUUGAAUGCCGAUAAAUUUCGUUUACUCCGCAUUUCAGUCGCAUUUUCAGAUGAUCUCUAUAAUGGGAACACCUUAUUUCAAGAGUUUCAGCAGAAGUUUUUUGAGAAAGGUGCGAUGAAGCCAAAUGGCAAUGAAAAGUUUGUGCAAUACGUGGUCGAGCGGCUGGUUGCCCUGUAUGCGUACAUGAAUCAAACAAAAUUGUGCAAUGUUUUUCACAUGGAAAAUGAUAACAUGCUCUACAUCGAUCUCAAUCGACUUGCCAUGCGUAUGCUGGAGUGCAAUGUUUCGAUUGCAAUACCACGAGCUGCUAUCGACCAAGCUGUGAUGUCAUUCAUCUUUGUAAAAAGUAGCCGAAUUAUGGAGCAUUUUGUGGAGUGGUGUAUGAAUGUAUUUAGAAUGGGACCUGAAAAAGCCGUUAAAUUUCUCAAUACAUCAUGGAUAAAUGAUAUGACACUCGGAGCUCGCUAUUUACAACUAUUUGCAACAUCAAAUGAACAAUCAAAAAUAACUGGUGUCUUUGAGUUACCUACUUGGAUAAAUGAACGGAAUGAAUCUUGCUGUCUCUGCAAAAUGACACAAAAUGAUGCAAUCAUCUUUGACGCCUGCGUUUUAGGUCAAUACUUUGGAGGCACAUUCUCGAAUCCAAAUCAAAAACACUGGGAAAUGAAUCGUUUGGUAGAUCCACGAGAUUAUCCAUUCAAUUCAUCUGAUCAACAUUUCUCAUUGUGA